Molecule: messenger RNA, 1942 nt
Organism: Nicotiana tabacum (common tobacco)
Lineage: Eukaryota; Viridiplantae; Streptophyta; Magnoliopsida; Solanales; Solanaceae
Source: RefSeq, a predicted model, not a curated record
AUAUAGUAUAUUUCUGUAGCCCAGUGAUGUGGGUCGCCUCCAUUGUUGAGAAUACGACCCCAGAGUGGAUCUGACGCAAAACCCAGUUGGAUUUUCUUGCUUACAAUCCUCAGAUCUCUUCUACAAAUCGAAUCUGUCAAUUUUCCAAGUACAAAUCGAAUCUGUCAAUUUUCCAAGUUAAUCCAACAGUAGUUGUUGUUGGAUGAUAAAGGAGGGAGUCUAACUGAAACAUUUAGCAGAAAUGGGGUCCAAGAAGAAACUAAAUUCGCAGAAAAGUUUUCGUUCUGCUUCUCCAGUUAAAGAAAUGUCAAUUUCAGAUCUUCGUGCGAAGCAUCAAAAGGAUUUAGAAAAUUUGAAUCUGUUGACACAGCCUUUCAGAACGCUCAAGCUUUUCAGUAUGGCGAUGAUGCAGUAUUUCAGGAAGUCGAUAGCAUAUCUUUUGUCGCAUCGAUGGUGUAUGCUUUUCAGUACCAUUGCUGUGCUUGCCUUGAUAGUGCUUGUGACAACCGAUGGUCCUCAUGUAAAGCAUGUUGAGGAGGUUCUUCGAUAUCUUAGGUUUGGACUAUGGUGGGUGGCUCUUGGUGUUGCAUCUUCUAUUGGCCUUGGGUCUGGUUUGCACACUUUUGUCCUCUAUCUGGGCCCUCAUAUCGCUUUAUUUACGAUAAAAGCAAUGAAGUGUGGGCGAGUUGACCUCAAAAUGGCUCCCUAUGAUACAAUACAAUUCCAAAGAACUCCUCUAUGGCUUCGCAAAGAUUGUUCAGAGUUUGGGCCCCCUGUAUUUUCAUCUUCACAUGGCACUAGUGUCCCACUUAGUAGCAUAUUGCCCCAAGUGCAGUUAGAGGCUAUUUUGUGGGGCCUUGGAACCGCACUUGGGGAGCUUCCCCCAUAUUUUAUUUCACGAGCAGCAAGCCUCUCGGGUAGUAGAGUGGACGCAAUGANCCCCCAGAAAAUAAAGUUGAUUCUUUUACAUAAAUAUGUUCCAAAUCCUCUAUUUGAUCUUGCUGGCAUAAUGUGUGGACAAUUUGGGAUCCCAUUUUGGGAGUUCUUUUUUGCAACUUUGAUUGGAAAGGCUCUCAUUAAAACUCACAUACAGACUCUGUUUAUAAUUUCUGUUUGCAACAAUCAACUUCUUGAUUGGGUGGAAACCGAGUUGAUUCGGAUGCUUAGUUUUAUACCUGGUUUUGAAACCAUGUUACCGAACAUCAUUGCCAAGCUCCACUCCAUGAAAGACAAGUAUAUGGCCACCAAAACACCUGUAACUUCAAAUAUAAAGGUGAACAAAUGGGAUUUCUCAUUUGCUACUGUUUGGAAUGGCGUGGUUACGAUCAUGCUACUGAACUUUUUCGUUAAGAUUGUAAAUGCUACUGCACAGAGAUACUUGAAGAAACAGCAAGAAAAGGAAUUCACUGGUCUGAAGAACAAAUCAUCCUGAGGGCAGCCAGAUAACCCUCUUCAUUCAUUAAAAUGGAUUCAUAGAUUUGCUCUUCUUUCCAGCUUCUUCGUCGUUUGUCUUGUGGUCAGAAAUAGAGUGAACGAAACGAUUGGUAGCUUUGGUGAUCACAACGGAAGGCUACUUGGAGACUCGGCACCAGCAAGUCCAUUUCAGAAACUUUGUAUAAAACAAGAGUAGCCUCACAUGUUCAUUGGCUAUGUAACUUGAAGAGAAACAUUAUUUUUAGGGGUGCCAAUGAAGUGCCAUUUGUUGACAAAAUUGGAGAUGGGAAAGUUGGAAACUCAUUAUUGAGCAGAUGCUCAUACCUUUAGAAAGUGAAGAUACCUUUUUCUGCAUUUAUAAACAAGAAUGUGUUUUAAGUAUAGCAAUUAACAAUGCUUUGCCCUAGCCUCAUUUCCUUCCCUCACUCAAAAUUUAUCGAUCAUCCAAUGAAUAUAUCUUGAUUAUAACAAGUGCUUGGUAUGGAGAAAAGAUGUUUUGUGCUGAUUA